AUGCUGGCUGCUNGUAUCUAUCAACUGGAAGAUUAGUCAUAAAAGAGGGACAUCCAGAUGAAAAUGCAUAUGUUAAGAAAAACAAUAAAGAAUGGAUUAGAUAUGUGCCAUAUAAAGAAAUCCCUAUGAUUAUUGAUCCUGAAAAAGGAUACAUUGUGGUUGCAAAUAAUAAAUUUAUUCCUGAUAAUGAAUUAAGUUGGAAUUCACAACCAACAAGUAGAGGAAGAAGAAUCAAUGAUUUGAUUAAUCAAAAGAUUACUAAAGGAGAGAAGUUUUCUAUUUUAGAUCAUAUAAACCUUUAAUCAGACACUUAUGAUAGUUAUGCUUGUAAUACUAAAAAUGAAUUAAUUUCAUUGCUUAGAGAAUAUGAUAAAAAGAAAGAAUUAUCAAAUGAAAUCCUGAUAUUAGAAAAUUGGUCAUGUAAGUGGGACUCAGAUUCUUCAGGUGCCUUAUUAUAUGGAGUAUUUGAAUAUUUUUAUUCAUUCAAAUUUCACUCCCAAUUAGACUAAGCUGUAAUCAAAUAAUGGAAUAAUUUUUACAUUUUUGAUUCAUUCCAUUUUAAAAAUCUAAUUGACAUGUAUCUUGCAUAGCCUAAUGACUAAAUUUUGAAUUAGCCAUAUUGCAAUGGUUCAGGUCAAGAUAAAUGUGCUUAAAAUUUGGUUGAGGCUUUAAGAGAAGCCAGAUAAUAUAUACAUGGAAAAUUUGGAAAUCAAACUACUGAUUGGAAAUGGGGAUCAUUGCAUAAUUAGUUGUUCCCUCAUGCAUUUUCAAAUACACCUUUCGGAUUUAUUUUUGAAAGAAGAAUACCUUAUCACUCAAACAGAAGAUCCGUGGCAGUGUCAUCUUAUGAACUAGAUGGAUCUUUUGAUGGAAAAACCGGAUCAAAUUAUAAAUAAAUUAUAUCUAUGGAUUCUGAAGAACCCAAUUUCUUUGUAAUUGAUACAGGAAUAAGUGGCAAUCCUUUUAGUAAAUUGUACACUAAUCAAAUGGAUAUCUGGAAAUAAAAUUAGUAUGUAAAGAUGCAGUUUGGCAAUACAACAGAUUAUGAUUUAUUGUAUGUUAUACAUCCAAAUUGA
Messenger RNA from Paramecium octaurelia, 1076 nucleotides. The record is from the annotation of a GenBank genome assembly. NCBI's taxonomy places the organism in Eukaryota, Ciliophora, Oligohymenophorea, Peniculida, Parameciidae.